UGCCUCGCACUUUUGGCUCCGCACCAAAAACCACGCUCUGAAACUUGAUCUGUCCUUUCAUUUGAACCCCUCACUGUCUCUCUUCUCUCUCUCUCUCUCUUAUUCUCUCUUCUCUCUCUCUCCUCUUUCACGUAGGCGUUCUGUUUGCGCUCUGUUAUCCCCUCUCUCGCUCUUAUCUUUCUCCUGUAAUUUGAUAUCAUUAUUUCUCUCUCAUCAUUUCUCUCUCCCUUUUUAGUGUGUUUAUCUCCACCUGCUCUCUCUCCUCAAUCUAGUUGCUUUUACUCUCUCCUCAAUCUUGUUGCUUUUACUCUCUCCUCAAUCUUGUUGCUUUUACUCUCUCUCCUCUGUCAUUUAAUAUUAUCCAUCUCCAUUACUUCUCUGUUAUCUAUACUCUCUCUCUCCUCCAUCUUCACUUUACCUAGACGGUCUGUCUCUCUCUCUAUCUCUAUCCUACCUAUUUAUCUAUACUCUGUUUCCAUCUCUCACUCUAUCAUCUCUUUUCUCUUUCAUCCAUACUCUCUCACUACCUGUUUCUCUCUUCUCGAUAUUCAUUUUACCUAUUACUCUCUCUCCUUUCUCUCUCUUUCUCUUACCUUUUAUCUAAGUUCGAUCUCUUCACAUAAACUGUUUCUCUCUCUAAGCUUUCUCUUCUGUCUGUAGUCGCGACUGAGUAUGUAUCGAUAUAACAUUUGUCGAAGCUUGAGGAAUGUUUCAAGGCAAACAGCUUAUUAUUCGUUUAAUCAUGGGAGGGCUUCCCAUUCCCUAUCUUUUUCUGAUAUAGCUGUUGAAGAAAUUUCAGGCUCCAGACCUGCAGAAGUAUACAACUUAGUGCAGGGUAGUUGGAAAGGAGUGUCUAAUUGGAGCACAAUCUUGGAUCCCUUGAAUGGUGAACCAUUCAUUAAAGUUGCUAAUGUACUUCAGACUGAAAUAAAUCCCUAUGUGGAGAGCUUGUCUAAGUGCCCUAAAUAUGGUCUUCACAAUCCACUUAGAUCGCAAGAGAGAUAUGUUUUAUUUGGGGACAUAACUGCGAAGGCUGCAUCUUUUCUGGCUCAACCUGAGGUUUCACAUUUCUUUGCAAGGCUGAUACAAAGGGUUUCUCCAAAGAGUUAUAAGCAAGCCCUGGCUGAGGUCCAGGUCUCACAGAAAUUUUUGGAGAACUUCUCUGGUGACCAGGUCCGUUUCCUUGGAAGUUCAUUUGGAGUGCCAGGGAAUCAUCUUGGACAACAAAGUCAUGGCUUUCGUUGGCCCUAUGGUCCUGUGGCAAUUAUCACACCCUUCAAUUUCCCACUGGAGAUUCCUCUGCUGCAGCUAAUGGGUGCACUCUACAUGGGGAACAAGCCCAUUCUCAAAGUUGACAGCAAGGUAAGCAUUGUGAUGGAGCAAAUGCUUCGCCUCCUUCACCAAUGUGGUUUGAAUAUGGAGGAUGUGGACUUCAUCAACUCUGAUGGGAAUACCAUGAACAGAAUCUUAUUGGAGGCAAAACCACGAAUGACACUAUUUACUGGAAGCUCUCGUGUUGCAGAAAAGUUGGCUGGUGACCUAAAAGGACGCAUCAAACUGGAAGAUGCAGGUUUUGAUUGGAAAAUCCUUGGUCCUGACGUUCAAGAGGUUGAUUAUGUUGCUUGGGUUUGUGAUCAAGAUGCAUAUGCAUGCAGUGGCCAGAAGUGCUCUGCACAAUCUAUUCUUUUUAUGCAUGAGAACUGGAUUUCAAGUGGGCUUGUUUCUAAUUUGACACUCCUUGCUGAGAGAAGGAAACUAGAAGACUUAACCAUUGGCCCUGUUCUAACUGUAACCACUGAAAGCAUGCUUGCACAUAUGAACAAGUUGCUUGAAAUUCCAGGUUCAAAGCUGCUGUUUGGGGGAGAGCCUUUAGAAAACCAUAAUAUUCCAAAAAUUUAUGGAGCCAUAAAACCAACUGCUGUUUUUAUACCACUUGAAGAAAUUCUGAAAGACAAGAACUUUGAGCUUGCAACCACAGAAAUUUUUGGUCCAUUUCAGAUUUUGACGGAAUAUAAACAUGAUCAGCUCCCCAUGGUCUUAGAUGCAUGUGAGAGAAUGCAUGCACAUUUGACUGCAGCUGUGGUUUCCAACGACCCCAUCUUUCUUCAAGAAGUUUUGGGGAGAUCUGUGAAUGGGACAACAUAUGCUGGGAUUCGAGCACGCACUACUGGUGCCCCACAAAAUCACUGGUUUGGACCAGCAGGUGACCCAAGAGGUGCAGGGAUAGGAACACCAGAUGCUAUAAAGCUGGUAUGGUCUUGCCAUAGAGAGAUUAUAUAUGACAUUGGUCCAUUGCCUCAACAAUGGCAGGUGCCACCCUCAACUUGAGAAUGACACAGAAGAGCAUACACGUGAAGAUUUAGCAAUGAAAUAAUGGGCACUUUUUAUGAUUUUAGUCUAGUGAAAUAAUUCUGCUAUGGCUCUCCCUAGGUUGUAGAAAUGUUUUAAAGCUUUGGCUGCAACGGAGGUCCAGCAAUAAAGCGCCAAUAAAGAAUUUUUAAUAUUUAUGCUCGA
Molecule: messenger RNA, 2514 nt
Organism: Amborella trichopoda
Lineage: Eukaryota; Viridiplantae; Streptophyta; Magnoliopsida; Amborellales; Amborellaceae
Source: RefSeq, a predicted model, not a curated record